Eimeria acervulina is the source of this 1695-nucleotide messenger RNA. Its product is annotated as transducin beta-like protein 1 (TgTBL1), putative. The record is from RefSeq and is a predicted model, not a curated record. Gene Ontology annotation, molecular function: transcription corepressor activity; protein binding. Gene Ontology annotation, cellular component: histone deacetylase complex. The coding region runs from base 1 to 1695 and encodes 564 amino acids. Gene Ontology annotation, biological process: regulation of transcription by RNA polymerase II. Lineage: Eukaryota; Apicomplexa; Conoidasida; Eucoccidiorida; Eimeriidae. The transcript is spliced from 5 exons.
AUGCAACUGCAACAGCAACUAAUGCAGCUGCGGCUGCAGCAGCAGCAGCAGCAGAAGGAAGCGCCGGUCUGCCCUGCUCAGGCUCAGCAGCCCCCAUACCUGAAGCUGCAGCAGCAACUGCAGCAGCAGAAGAAGAGGGUGCAGCUGCAAUGCGCUGCAGACGAGCUGGACAUAAAAACUCCCGAGGAAAAAAGAGAGUCGUUGGGGAGUCGCGCUGCUGCGCUGCCGCUGUCUGCUGCUUGCGCGUCGUGGGAGAGCGCAGCAACAGAAGGAGAGGAGUCGCUGCUGCUGCAUGAAGGGCCUGAGGACGCUGCAGCAGACCUUUCUGCUGCAGCAGCAGCAGCUGCUGCUGUGGGGUCUCCAGCAGCAGCAGCAGCAGCAGUGUCGCUGGAGGCAGCUGAAAGCGCACAAGUGAAGACAGCCCCCGGGGAGAGCAGCAGCAUGCAGCUGAAGUCUGCUGCUUCCGUUUCUGGUGCUGCUGCAGCAGCAGGAGGAGCAACAGCAGCAGGAACAGGAGGAGGAGGAGGAGGAGCAGCAGCAGCAGCAGCAGUGGACGAGGAUACGAUUCUUGUGGGGCCCCCUCUGCAUGCAUUUGAAGAAAGAGUUGCUGUUAAUGAUUUGCUGCGGCUUGCUGAAUGCUCUGACGUCGGAGAAGCAGGUGCUCUUAGCGAAUGGAGCCCCGUAGACCCCCAGCUGAUUGUUACCAAUUUUGCUGUUGGGUCGCCUCGUUUAUAUCGUCUGCCUGAGUCGAUCGAAGGCCGGCAGCAGCUGAAGCCCUUCAAGGAACUCGCAGGGCCCCCCAUCGCUUCAGGAGCAGCAAACCCAGGCUCUUCUGCACACUGGAGGCCUGACGGAAGCAUGCUUGCUGCAGGUUAUGAGUCGGGACAUGUCUGUGUGUGGGGCCCCGAGGGAUCUCUCUUAAAGACUUUGAGUGCUGGUGAAGCUUCGAUAAUAUGUUUAAGUUUUUCAGCGUCUGGCAGCAGACUUGCUGCUGCAUGCGCAGACGGCAAGGUCAUCAUUUGGGCUGUCUCACCACCUGCAGCAGCAGCAACAGCAACAGCAACAGCAGCAGCAGCAGCAGGAGAGAGCGGUGUCUCAGAAGCCAAAGAAGGCACAGCAGAGCAGCAAGAAGCAACGGAGUGGACCUUCACAGAGACCCUCACCUACUCCCACGCAAGCGGGGUGAUAGAUCUGGAUUGGAGCGGGGAUCGUCUCCUUGCAUCGGGAUCGAUUGACGGCACCGUGUUGGUUAGAGACGCAGACACAGGCGUGGAGAUGAAGGUACCCAGAACAGCAGCAGCAGCAGCAGCAGCAGCGGCAGCAGCAGGAACAGACGGGGCUGACCGCAGCGGUUCGGGUCCCUCUGCUGCUGCUUUUGCUGCAGCAGCAGCAGCACCCGGCGCAGAGGGUGCCUUAGCAGAGAAACAGGGGGAAGCAGGAGAUGCUGACGCAGCAGCAGCAGCAGCUGCUGCUGCUGCACCUGCAGCAGCAGAAGUUGCGACGCUGCGGUGGAAUGGGGCGGGCAAUCGGCUGGCAAUCGUCGAUGCCUCCUGCGUUGUUCAGGUCAGCAGCAGCAACAGCAGCAGCAGCAGCAGCAGUAGCAGCAGCAACAGCAGCAGCAACAGCAGCAGCAGCAGCAGCAACAGAAGCAGCAGCAGUCGCAGCACCAGCAGCGGCAGGAGUAGUAGAUGGUAG